Orussus abietinus is the source of this 1643-nucleotide messenger RNA. RefSeq lists its product as uncharacterized. The coding region runs from base 376 to 1245 and encodes 289 amino acids. The record is from RefSeq and is a predicted model, not a curated record. NCBI's taxonomy places the organism in Eukaryota, Metazoa, Arthropoda, Insecta, Hymenoptera, Orussidae. The transcript is spliced from 2 exons.
GACAAAAGUGAAUCUAUAGCGGAAGUUGUGAUUAUUAAAUUCUAAACCGGUCGAUCGACAUAGUAGAUGACUGUAAAAUGUUGUGGCACCAUCUAGCGGCGCUCGAGCGAACUAGCUAUCGACCGGCCGCGAAACGUCUUCUCGGCGGGAUAGAAGGAUUCACAACAGAGCGCUGAAAAAUUAGCAUAUUUAUUACGGCGUCUCGUCCUGAUUAACAGACCAGUUUUCCCCGGAAGAUUUUUCCACGAGGUUCGAGGAUUCUAUCAUGGGAGUCUCGUUCGCGAUUCACCACCGACCGCGAUAAUCUCUCGCAGGGUUCUCUCUGGGAACACUCUUUUUAGAGGUAUUUUCGUGAAACCUCCCGUGUCUUUUGUCAUGAUAGGCAGGGACGAGGAAUCCGAGGACAGUUCCAUCGACCUGGUGAACGUGAAAUUAAUCGCUGACAAGAUAAAGGUUCUAGAUGACGCGUCCUCGCAGGUGCGAGAAGACAUCAAAAGCUGUUUCGAGCGGUUGGGAAAUGCUUUGCGAUCUCGAGAGAAGCAACUCUUACGCCAGGUAGAAGCAAUACAUGCGCAACAGAUAUCGUUAUUACAGUCUAACACCGAGUUGGACCCUUCCGCUUCCUUGCUAUUCGUUAAUUUAAAAGAAGAGGAAGAUGUACAAAAUAGAAUUCUUUCUCUGGGUACGCUGGAGUUACCUGGGAAAACAGGGAUAGCGGUAAAAGAUGCAGAGCCCUAUAAGGUACAGGAGUAUCAAGAAGCAGAGAGAGAUCACGUUAGUUUUGACAAAUCUAUAAAAGUGGAAGAGUGCGAGGACAAUGUCCAACUGACACCUAAAAGUAAGAGUGGAGAAGAAAUAAGGAUUUCAAGUUGCAAAGGAAAAUCUGGAGGAUGUAUUUUGAAUGCACCAUCCAGUUCUUGUACUUCCAGUUUUACAUCCAACUUGGAUAAUUCUGCAGCCGAAGAUACGGUUGUCUUAUCGAAGCAUUCGCCGUUUCACAAUGAAAGGGAUUCCUCCCCAUCCAACUGCCAUGCUCGCAUUACUAGCCCAGGGAAAAAAAGUUCCACUGAAGAGAAAAUCAGUGAUGUUGAAACAGGAAUUCGUUCGGAACAUCCAAAGCAAGUUCAACAGUGGUUGAAACAGAUUCUCUUGGAGACGGAAACGGAGCCAACGGUUCACGAGACAGGUCAUUUUCUUGAAAUAUCGACAACCCGUUUAUGUAGGGAAUUUCCCCUUGAGACAUAAAAUAAUUUCGAUUCUAUUUCGAGUAAUCUUUGACCGGUCUUUCUUCGAAGCAUUUAAAAUACAAGGAAUUGCCCCAAUGUGUUGCAUUUAGUCAGAUCUCGUUUAAGUUAUCGAAGCACUAUUAAGUUUACAUUCCUGGGCCAAGCUUCCACGAGCAUGGAAAGGGAAACCAAAAAUUUUGAUUUCCCAAUAUAGCUUCCUAAUGCACUCUUUGCGGUCUCUUCGGACCUCAAGAUCUCUUUGCUGUAUUUAUUCAGCACUCGAUACCCGAUGUACUUAUAGGCUCGAUGCAUUGAUCUUUCUUUUUUAUCUUUUUAAACUCUUCUAGGUGUGUAUGUGCGUGUGUAUCGAUAAUUGUAAAGUCUUCAAAUUAAAUUAACGAGUCAUAUCCAUGAAAA